AGAGAAGGUGACCUUGAGGAGGUCCCAGACACAGCAGCACCAUGGCCUCUGCCACCUCUGUGACCAGCCUGGAAGAUGAAGUCAACUGCCCCAUCUGCCAAGGUUCCCUGAGGGAGCCAGUCACCAUUGACUGUGGGCACAACUUCUGCCGUGGUUGCCUUACCCGUUACUGUGAGAUCCCAGGCCCAGACCCUGAGGAACCCCCCACCUGCCCACUCUGCAAGGAGUCUUUCCGUCCAGGGAGCUUCCGACCCAACUGGCAGCUGGCCAGUGUGGUAGAGAACAUCGAGCGCCUCAAGCUGGUGUCCGUGCUGAGCACAGGAGAGGAUGUCUGCCAGGACCAUGGGGAGAAGGUCUACUUCUUCUGUGAGGAAGAUGAGAUACAGUUGUGUGUGGUGUGUCGGGAGGCCGGGGCGCACCGAGCCCACACUGUCCGCUUUCUGGAGGAGGCAGCAAGGCCCUACAGGGAACAGAUACAGAACUGCCUUGAGUGUCUAAGAAAAGAGAGAGAGGAGAUUCAAGAGAUUCAGUCAAGAGAAAAUCAGAGGAUACAAGUCCUUCUGACUCAGGUGGCCACCAAGAGACAAAGAGUGAUCUCUGAGUUUGCACACCUGAGCCAAUUCCUGGAGGAGCAGCACAGUGUCCUCUUAGCCCAGCUGGAGAGACUGGAUGGGGACAUCCUGAAGCAACGGGAUGAGUUUGAUGUCCUGGUCACUGGGGAGAUGUGCCGGUUUAGUACCCUGAUCGCAGAACUGGAGGAGAAGAAGGAGAGGCCGGCCAGAGAGCUCCUAAUGAAUAUCAGAAGCACUCUGAUAAGGUGUGAAACCAGAAAGUGCCGGAAACCAGAGGCUGUGUCCCUUGAGCUGGGCCAGAGGAUUCGUGACUUCCCCCGUCAGGUUUUCCCACUGCAAAGGGAGAUGAAGCUGUUUCUGGAAAAACUCUGCUUUGAGUUGGACUAUGAACCAGCUCACAUCUUUCUAGACCCCAAGACUUCCCACCCCAAGCUCCUCUUGUCUGAGGACCACCAGCAGGCUCGGUUCUCCUACAAAUGGCAGAACUCGCCAGACAGUCCCCAGCGUUUUGACAGGGCCACCUGUGUCCUGGCCCAAGGUGGUUUCACAGGGGGAAGACACACCUGGGUGGUGAAUGUAGACUUGGCUCACGGGGGCAGCUGCACUGUGGGGGUGGUCAGUGAGGAUGUGAGGCGGAAGGGAGAGCUUCGGUUGAGGCCAGAGGAGGGGGUAUGGGCCAUGAGGCUGGCAUGGGGCUUCGUCUCAGCCCUUGGCUCUUUCCCCACACGGCUGGCCCUCAAAGAGCAGCCCAGGCAGGUGCGGGUGUCGCUUGACUAUGAAGUGGGCUGGGUGACCUUUAUCAAUGCUGUUACCCAGGAAUCCAUCUAUACCUUCACUGCCUCCUUCACCCAGAAGAUAUUCCCCUUCUUUGGACUCUGGGGUCGAGGGUCCAGUUUCUCCCUGAGCUCCUAAGACAGUGAAGUUACCUUCCUCUUGAUACAGGGUUCAAAAAGAGGACUGUAUAAACUUGACCUUUGGCUGGGUCACCUGGUAGACUUGAAACAGAUAGCAUGGCUUCGGAUGAUAUAAUGGAGUCAGAACU
This is a messenger RNA of Pteronotus mesoamericanus, 1614 nucleotides long. RefSeq names its product tripartite motif-containing protein 10. Gene Ontology annotation, biological process: protein ubiquitination; innate immune response. Gene Ontology annotation, molecular function: ubiquitin protein ligase activity; zinc ion binding; protein binding. The transcript is spliced from 7 exons. Gene Ontology annotation, cellular component: cytoplasm. The record is from RefSeq and is a predicted model, not a curated record. The coding region runs from base 42 to 1484 and encodes 480 amino acids. NCBI's taxonomy places the organism in Eukaryota, Metazoa, Chordata, Mammalia, Chiroptera, Mormoopidae.